GCGCUUCAGAUUCUCCUCCUCUCCCUCUCCCUCUCCGAGGCGACGAUCUUCUUCCUCCGACUUCCUUCAAAUCGGCCUAGGGCUUCGUAGCAAUUGCACCGGCCUCUUCUCGAUUCGGCCGCGAACGGGUAGCUGCUCCGAUCUAGUUCGUCUCCGACAUGGCGCCUGGAAAGAAGAGGUCCGGCGCCGGCACUUCUCGCGAGGAGGCUCCCGUCAAGGUCCGCGCGAAGGGCCCCAGGAAGAAGGAAGAGAUGAAGGACGAGGACAUGUCAGAAGAAGAUUUGGCACUGAAGCAGCAGUUGGAGCUGUAUGUGGAAAGGGUUCAGCAUCCUGAUCCUGGGUUACGGAAGGUUGCUCUGAAGAGCAUGAGACGAGAAAUUCGUGCUUCAACAAGUUCAAUGACUUCAGUUCCGAAGCCCCUGAAGUUUCUCCAACCUCAUUAUGGAACUCUUAAGGCGUAUUAUGAAACAAUGAAGGAUUCAUAUUUGAAGAGAUACCUAGCGGACAUACUCUCUGUUUUGGCCUCGACAACGUCUGCUGAAGGGGAACGGGAGUGUCUGAAGUACAGGUUGUUAGGUUCAGAAGGUGAUAUUGGCUCUUGGGGCCAUGAGUAUGUCAGGAAUUUAGCUGGGGAAAUUGCUCAAGAAUAUAAAAAGCGACAGAGUGAGGAGGCUCCUAUAAAUGAUCUCAUGGAGCUUGUACAGCAAAUUGUAGCUUUCCAUAUGAAGCACCAUGCUGAACCUGAAGCUGUUGACCUGUUAAUGGAGGUCAAACACCUUGAUAUGUUAAUGGAGCAUGUUGACAGCACUAACUUCAAGAAGACAUGUGUAUACCUCACAAGUGCUGCAAGAAACCUUCCUGGACCUGAUGUCACGUUAGGUCUGGAUACGGCUUACAAGAUCUAUCUCAAUUUUGACGACUACGCCAAUGCCCUUGAGAUGGCACUGUCCCUAGAUGAUAAGCAGUAUGUGAAGCAGGUCUUCAUGUCUUGCGGUAAUUUUGCACGGAAGAAACGAUUCUUCUAUAUCCUUGCUCGACAUGGUAGUAUCACCUUUGAGCUUGAUAAAGAGAUGGUUCCAGAUGACGAUGAAAGAAAGGCAUUGGAGGAACUCGUCGACAAUAUUAAAGCAGCAAGAUCUCUUUCUGUUAAAAAUAUUAACUUCAAAACCUCUGAGGAGGAUUUGAGAAGCCAUUUCGUCAAAUUUAUGGAAGCGAGGAACAUUCUUAAUGUCUCGAUAAAAACGCGCAUUGCGACGGGGACGCAAGUUUCAGCAGGUUGGGGGCAAAUAGAAUUUGAUUCAGUGAGGACAGCCACCAAUGUUCGCCAGAUUUUAAAUAGAACCAUCUUAGAUGGACGCGCGCUUACUUUACAACUUUGCCGACCGGUUGAACCAGUGCCGAGUUCAACCACAUUAUUUGUGGGCAACAUUGCUCCUUCGGCCACUGAAGAGGAUAUAAGGAAGAUUUUUUGCCCGUUAGGGAAGGUGAAGAGUGUGACGCUGCCACUGCCGCCUUUGGGAACUAAAAGACGAAUUGGAUUUGUCGAGUACUCAGCAGAGCAGGAGGCACAGAGUGCUCUUCAAAGGCUGGGGGACACCUAUCUGUUUGGAUGGCGUUUGGUGAUAGAAAAAGCUAGGGAAAAGAAAAACAGAGACAAUCAAACAGUCCGGCGAAGUUAAUGAGGAAGACGAGGAUCGAUUGAACUUCAACAGAAUGGCUGCAGGUGAAAGAAUUGUUUGAAGAGACAGUACCACACAUCAUUCUUUGGUUGACCUUACACGUGUAUUCAGGAAUAAGCUUUGCAGGAGUCGGGAGACCAAUACUAACAUUGCAGCGUAAUAUAGAGUUUUGAUCGCUUAGCAGGACAUCUUACUUACCCGUUUGUUUGGAAUUCUUGCCGUUGGACUUGUGUUCUACUAAGCACAGCUAAGUUUACGUCGCUGGCUUGUAGUU
Molecule: messenger RNA, 1953 nt
Organism: Syzygium oleosum
Lineage: Eukaryota; Viridiplantae; Streptophyta; Magnoliopsida; Myrtales; Myrtaceae
Product: 26S proteasome non-ATPase regulatory subunit 2 homolog A-like
Exons: 17
Coding region: 159-1679 (506 amino acids)
Biological process (GO): proteasome-mediated ubiquitin-dependent protein catabolic process
Cellular component (GO): proteasome storage granule; proteasome regulatory particle, base subcomplex; nucleus
Molecular function (GO): RNA binding
Source: RefSeq, a predicted model, not a curated record